AAGUUGUCUGCUCCACACCUUAGUACUUGUAUUUUAUAUAUACACAAUAAAAUAUGUUUAAAUAUUUUUUAUUUUUAACGCUUUUAGUUGUCGUUCUUGCCAACGAAGAUGAUUUGCAUGCUGAAGUGAAAUCGGCCUAUAAUUCAAUCGAUGGAAAUGGAAACUACAAGUAUGGACAUGAUAUUUCCAAUGGUGUUGAGAUCAAAGCAGAGGGAAAUGUCAAUGGAGUUCAUGGAGAAUACUAUCUGUUGGGCGAAAAUGGUGAAAAAAUCAAAGUUACUUAUACAGCUGAUUCUACUGGCUUUCAUCCCGUUGUAGGUGCUAAAUAAAUUUUUUUAAAUAAUUUUUUUUAAAUAAAUUUUUUUAUUUAAUUUUUUAAUUUUAAA
This is a messenger RNA of Teleopsis dalmanni, 386 nucleotides long. RefSeq names its product pupal cuticle protein Edg-78E-like. The record is from RefSeq and is a predicted model, not a curated record. The transcript has 2 exons. Bases 54 to 329 code for a protein of 91 amino acids. Lineage: Eukaryota; Metazoa; Arthropoda; Insecta; Diptera; Diopsidae.